Messenger RNA from Homarus americanus (American lobster), 465 nucleotides. RefSeq names its product penicillin-binding protein 1A-like. Bases 1 to 465 code for a protein of 154 amino acids. Lineage: Eukaryota; Metazoa; Arthropoda; Malacostraca; Decapoda; Nephropidae. The transcript is spliced from 3 exons. The record is from RefSeq and is a predicted model, not a curated record.
AUGACAGGCAAAAAGUUGGCCAACGGAGGCAAGAUUACCAAUUUUGGUAAGUACAAGAAUAGCUCAGCAGUUAUCCAGGCAGACGAGGGACAAUACCUCUUCCUUUUAACGCACCGCCUCCACACAGCGCCUCCAACACCAGCACCGCCUCCAACACCAACACCGCCUGUUAACAACACCGCCUCCGUCAACACCGCCUCCGUCAACAACACCGCCUCCAACACCAACACUGACACCAACACCGCCGCCGACACCAACACCGCCUCCGACAGACCAACACCGCCUGACACCAACACCAGCACCACCUCCAACACCAGCACUGCCAACAACACCGCCUCCAACAUCAACACCACCGGCACCCAGCACCGCCCCACAGCACCGCCUCCAACACCCACCGCCAACAACAACACCGCCUCCAACACCGCCUCCGUUAACAACACCGCCGUCAACAACAACACCUCCUAA